ACAACAUCCGCGCUUUGAUCCCGUGUUCCAAGGUCUCAAACAGUUUUGAGUCCCCUCAUCUCAACAAUUUAUUAGAGUAUUCUUUUUGUGAAGCAAUUGCGCUAAACCCUCACUUUUUGGUCCACGUUCAAUUCACGAUAAUGAACUACGACUGGAUCCUUGACGGAGGUUAUCUCCCCAAUGCUGUGAUCCGAGUGGGAAUUCGACGUCAGCUGGCAGACCGAAUUAGGAUCAUCCAAACUACGUCACUUGAAGAAGAGUACAAGCGUAAGAUGAGCUACGUCGAGCUUCUUAGAAGUCGACCGAUCGCGAUUGAGACGGCAACAGCGAAUGAGCAACACUAUGAGGUGGGAACCGGAGUCCUCGCAGCAUGUCUGGGUCCUCGAAUGAAGUACUCGUGCUGCUUGUACCCGAAGGGUGGAGAAACUCUUGCUCAAGCUGAAAUUGCCAUGCUUGAGACCUAUAUCAAGAAAGCCCAAUUGAAGGACGGAAUGAACAUUUUGGAUCUUGGGUGUGGAUGGGGAUCCGGGGCAUUGUAUUUCGCUGAAGUAUUACCUCAAUCCAAGAUCACGGCUUUCUCGAACUCGAGGACUCAGAAGAUUUACAUCGAUUCCAAAGCCAAAGAGAAAGGUCUAAAGAAUCUGACAGUCAUCACGGGCAAUGUUGUUGAUUACGAAUUUGAGAAGGAAAGCUUCGACCGUGUCGUAUCCAUCGAACUUUUCGAACACAUGAAAAACUAUGAGCUCCUCAUGGCCAAAGUUUCCCGGGCUUUGAAGCCAUCAGGAAAGCUGUUUGUUCACAUUUUCGCUCACAAAACUACUCCGUACGAUUUCGAGGAGGGCUGGAUGAGCACUCAUUUCUUCUCCGGAGGAACAAUGCCCUCUGCUGAUCUCCUCUUGUUCUUCCAAAAGGAUCUAAAAUUGGAGACCCAAUGGUGGGUUUCUGGCAAGCAUUAUGCCAAGACCUGUGAGGUGAGACCCAAACUCUUCUGCUUGCUGAGUCCGGAAGCUAAUAUGAGGAUCAGGAUUGGUUGUCCAAGAUGACUGCCAGCAAGAAGGAAGUAUGGCCCCAUCUGACCGAGACCUAUGGAGAGAAAGAUACGGCUAUGUGGUAUUAUAGAUGGCAAAUCUUCUACAUGGCAUGUGCCGAGCUGUUUGCGUACGAAGGAGGAGACACAUGGGGCGUAACCCAUUACUUGUUUGAAAAGCCCAGCGCUUCAUAGAAUAACAUCCGUUCGUAGACUUCAGAAUAAUAUG
Molecule: messenger RNA, 1256 nt
Organism: Cadophora gregata
Lineage: Eukaryota; Fungi; Ascomycota; Leotiomycetes; Helotiales; Ploettnerulaceae
Exons: 4
Coding region: 141-1043 (300 amino acids)
Source: RefSeq, a predicted model, not a curated record